AUGCCUGGAUUCCCACAAGACCCACCCCAUUCAGAAGGCCAUGUGGAUGCCAACCCGACCACUGAGGAAAGGGAUGUUGUGCCUGGACAGGAAGUGAGGGACAUGGAGCCGUCAGAGUCUCCUUUGCUUUCCAACUCGUCUCCACUGGAGCUCAAUGGGCAGGAAACACAGCAAAUGGACGGCAGCUGGAGCCAAGAUGGAGACCUGCAGGGAUGUGGACAACUGGAGAGGAGGUGGGUCCUCUGGCACAUGUUUAUGAACGAACACGCCCACCUGGACACCUGGCUGCGAUUGGCUGAGCCAGCUGUCAGUUCUCCUUACCCUGCCUAUGUUACUUAUGUUACUGCCAAGGAAGAACUGAGGAAGUUUGAGAGGCUGCGGCGCGAAGCCAGAUCUCGGAUUGUGCAGUUGGACAAUCUGACCCGGAGGAAUCGGACACUGACUCGGCUGUUUCAGGGUGCCAUGCAGGCUCGGCUGCUGGCAUCAGCGAGGGAGAGCGGGCAACGAUGGGACGACGUGAACGCCAAACUGGAAUCCAUCACUGGACAACUGAAGCUCUUUGUCUCAGAGUGGGAGGGGUUUGAGGCAGAGAGGGAGGAGCUUGUUCUCUGGUUGGCCGACCUGGACGUCCGUCUGACCGAGGUGGAUCACCUGACAGGAAACACCUGCAAAAAGCUGCGACGACUGCAGUCCUUCCAUCAGUGUGUGUGUGUGAACUCGGGCCGUGUGAAUGUCCUGCUGCAGCGCGGCGAGGCCUUGAUCCAGCGCAGCGAACCAACUGAUGCUCAACAUGUCGAGAGUCAGCUACUGAAGCUGCUGCGGCGCUGCAGCCUCAUCUACAACAACAUCACACGGACACAUACCAGGCUGCUGAGCAUGAGACUGGUGUUUGAGGAUGACUGGAUUCUGUCUAAGGCUACAGACUCUGGUUGUCCUUCAGAGACUCUAUUAGAGGAAGAGGGUGCACUUGAUAAAGCCAACCUGGACACCCCCGCAUUUCCAAACCAUCCUUUAGAUUUUACCCAAUCAGCUAACCCCACCCUAGCCUUCUCACCCCUUCACCUCCCUCCACCUGCUCCCUCCCUGUCCUCUCUUACCCAUGAGCACCUGGGACUUGAGUGGGACCCCUCGGUUGAUAUCGGACGCUCUGUCUCCCGUGACAAUGCAGACUCGUCGUAUUUCAGUGCCAGCACAGGUCUGUGUCACAGAGAUGGGGUGAAGAGGCGGAGCUACCUUGGUUCCUUUGGCUCUCAGUCUGAUAUCAGUAAUGACAUCACCAAUCAGGAAGCAGAUUUUCGAUUGGAGGAAUGGCUUGACCACGCCCAUCCAAGUGUAUUCUCACCAAUAGUAAACAAAGGGCUCGGGACUGGGCUAAAUGAGGACCAGUGGGCCACCUCGACUCCUGACAGAGAGGACGGGGAGCCUGUUAGCUUUGACCGUGGCCGCGUGAGGGCAUGGCUAGGAGUCCAGAGCGCCGCCCCUUCAGAGAGGAGGACUUCCUGUUCCAAAGCCGUGCAGACUGACGAACAGGUUCAUGGUGCUAUCAGCAGCCGCAAUCUAUUCUUUGUGAAUGGCCCCUCAGUUUACCCAAAGCUGAAGAAGAGCAGUCCUGUUGUGAAGAAGCCGAGCGUCUUCACUCUGAACAAAGUGCACACCAUAGAGUACUGCAUAGUGUACUGCAUAGUGUACUGUAUAGUGUACUGCAUAGUGUAUACCAUAGAGUACUGCAUAGAGUACUGCAUAGAGUACACCAUAGAGUACUGCAUAGUGUACUGCAUAGUGUACACCAUUGAGUACUGCAUUGAGUACUGUAUAAUGUACUGCAUAGUGUACACCAUAGAGUACUGCAUUGAGUACUGUAUAGUGUACUGCAUAGUGUACACCAUAGAGUAA
Messenger RNA from Cottoperca gobio, 1893 nucleotides. RefSeq names its product nesprin-2. NCBI's taxonomy places the organism in Eukaryota, Metazoa, Chordata, Actinopteri, Perciformes, Bovichtidae. The record is from RefSeq and is a predicted model, not a curated record. Bases 1 to 1893 code for a protein of 630 amino acids. Gene Ontology annotation, cellular component: meiotic nuclear membrane microtubule tethering complex; nuclear envelope. The transcript has 12 exons.